UAUCAGCACUCAGCACCACAGAGAUCCCUCACUGAGAAAACACCUCAGCCAGUGAAAGAAGUGAAGUCUCACGCUCCCACUUCAAAGGGAGAGGACAGGAAGAAGCACACAAAGGGAGGCCAGCGAGCAAGGCACCAGGGAGGAAGAAGACAAGCUGUGUGUGCGCACUAUUACUAUUGCUUUCCCAGUCGCGUCACGCGUGUGUGCGCGCGGCUAGAAGCAGACAAGCUGCGGGAGGGAGCAAAAGGAGCAUGGCUUCUUGCAGCAGCUUCUACUUUGUUCCCUUUCUCCUCUUGAUGUUCUUGCUCUCUUCUCCACCUGUUAAUGUUUCUGCUGCUGCAUUGGCGUCCAACUCCGAGCCAAGCAGCAGGAGUGGUGCUGCCGGUAAUGCCACUGCAAGGUUGAGGCCAGGGAAGGAGGUGCUCAAGUACAAGAGGAUCAGGGCUCUCCUCAAGAAGCUCAACAAGCCCUCUGUCAAGACCAUUCGGAGCCCGGAUGGCGAUUUCAUAGACUGUGUUCCUUCUCACCUCCAGCCAGCGUUUGACCACCCAAAGCUCAAGGACCAAAAGCCUCUGGAUCCACCGGAGAGGCCCAAGAACUACAACUUCACCAUUGCCGAAGGCGGCGGCGGCACAGUUGGAGAGGUGGUGGUCCAGGCAUGGCAUGCCACCGGCGAGGCGUGCCCGGAAGGAACGGUGGCCAUGCGACGGACGACGGAGGAGGAUAUGCUCAGGGCCAGCUCCCUCAGAAGGUACGGCAGGAAGCCGGCGCGCCGGGGUGUUCGCCAUGAUUCCACCAGCAGCGGCCAUGAGCAUGCAGUUGGGUAUGUAAACUCUGAGCAGUACUAUGGGGCCAAAGCCAGUGUAAAUGUGUGGUCACCAAGGAUUGGAGACCCAUCCGAGUUCAGCCUGUCACAGAUCUGGGUCAUCUCUGGCUCUUUCGGCAAUGAUCUCAACACCAUCGAAGCUGGAUGGCAGAUAAGCCCUGAGCUGUAUGGAGAUAGUAACCCAAGAUUCUUCACCUAUUGGACAACUGACGCUUAUCAAGAGACCGGGUGUUACAACCACAACUGCCGCGGAUUCGUGCAGACGACUAACAAGAUCGCGAUCGGGGCGGCUAUCACCCCAGAAUCGGUGUACAACGGCAGGCAGUUCGAUAUUACUCUGAUGAUAUGGAAGGAUCCGAAGCACGGGCACUGGUGGCUGGAGCUGGGCCAGGGCCUGGUCGUCGGCUACUGGCCGUCCUACCUGUUCACCCACCUGGCGCGCCACUCGAACAUGGUGCAGUUUGGCGGCGAGGUCGUUAACACCCAGCCGUCGGGGUCGCACACGGCGACGCAGAUGGGCAGCGGCCACUUCCCUAGCGAGGGUUUCGACCGCGCCGCCUACUUCCGCAACCUCCAGGUGGUAGACUGGGACAACAACCUCAUCCCGGCGGCCAACCUGAAAAUCCUCGCCGACCACACCGGGUGUUACGACAUCCAGGGAGGGUCCAACGCCGAAUGGGGCAGCUACUUCUACUAUGGAGGGCCAGGGAGGAAUGUGAAAUGCCCCUGAGAUGAAUUUGGAUCUAGUUUUGCUUUUGCUGUUUUUCUUUUUGUUUGUUUGUUUGCUGUUCAUUUCUGUUCAGUGUUUUCUGAUAUUGGUUGGUUUUAGAGUUUAGCGAAGAAGGCAUCGGAACGGUUGAGACUUGAGAGGAAUUUAUUUGAGAAGUGCCUUCUGUUA
Molecule: messenger RNA, 1724 nt
Organism: Phragmites australis (common reed)
Lineage: Eukaryota; Viridiplantae; Streptophyta; Magnoliopsida; Poales; Poaceae
Product: protein neprosin-like
Exons: 7
Coding region: 252-1556 (434 amino acids)
Source: RefSeq, a predicted model, not a curated record